AUGGACAUCCUGUUGAGGAAUCUCAACGCGAGCUGUAGGAGUUCCUCAGAUCGCUCUCUUUUGAUGUUAUGGGACAGUGGCUGGUCAUUGGGGAUUUUAACGAGAUUCUCCAUCCCAGUGAAAAGAGUGGAGGGGACCUUCAAUCCAAUGCCUGCCUUGUGGUUUCGGGAUACCCUUGAAGAUUGCAGUCUCAUGGAUUUGGGUAGCAGCGGGCCUCAUUUUACUUGGAGGGGCCAAGAGUUCACGGGUUAUGAGCAGGUAGUAUUCAAGCGGCUUGAUCGAGCUGUUUGUAAUGCUUCUUGGAGAAGUGCUUUCCCCGAGGAGGCAGUUCGGGUGCUACCUUGUUUCAAAUCUGGUCAUCAUGCACUUCUGUUGGAUAUAAGCGGUUUCAGACCAGACCAGCGGGUUCAGAGGCCAUUUCGUUAUUUAGCAGCCUGGCACACGCAUUCAAACUUUCCUCGAAUGCUUCAGUCUUCAUGGCAGUCCAGUCUGAGCUUCGCUAUGAACCCAGUAAGUUUUCGUGAUAAUGUACAACAGUGGAAUAGGGAGGUCUUCGGAAAUAUUCAAAUACGUAUAGAAGGGUAA
Molecule: messenger RNA, 585 nt
Organism: Punica granatum (pomegranate)
Lineage: Eukaryota; Viridiplantae; Streptophyta; Magnoliopsida; Myrtales; Lythraceae
Source: RefSeq, a predicted model, not a curated record